AAAUACGCAGAAGGAAAGCUCGGAAGCCAUCGGUCCGACAUUGGACCAAGGAGAGGGGAAACGAGACUGAAAAGUCUUAGAAGUUAAAGGCUUCCGUUCCCCUCGACACGUUACAGGGGGACACAAAUGUUUCUGUUCUCCUUACUGAUCAAAUAGCUAGUCGAAACAACUGGUCUAUUUCUUGUAGUACCGAGGAUUUCUUCAUAUAUCCAGGAACGCAUCGACGCGCCAUAUUUUCACAAUGGCGUUUGUGGGAGACUCGAAUGCCCCAGUUAUGCUGGUGAAGAAGGUCCAGUUCGGAAUAUUGGGACCAGAUGAGAUUAAACGAAUGUCUGUGACUGAGGGGGGCAUCAAAUACUCCGAAACCCAGGAAGGUGGUCGGCCAAAGAUAGGCGGCCUGAUGGACCCACGACAAGGAGUUAUUGACAGAAUGUCCCGAUGUCAGACCUGUGCGGGCAACAUGACAGAAUGUCCAGGACAUUUUGGGCACAUUGAGCUGGCUAAGCCUGUGUUUCAUGUUGGAUUUCUAGUGAAGACAAUCAAAGUGUUGCGAUGUGUCUGUUUCUUCUGUUCAAAGAUGCUGGUGGAUUCAACUGGUCCCAAAAUAAAAGAUAUUGUCAACAAAUCUAAAGGCCAUCCUCGCAAGCGACUUGCUCACGUGUAUGACUUGUGCAAAAGUCGUAAAAUUUGUGAAGGUGGAGAUGAAAUGGACAAGCGGACUGAGGAGGAAGAUCCAACAGCUGAAAAGAAGGGCCAUGGUGGGUGUGGCAGAUACCAACCCAAACUGAAGAGAACUGGUCUUGAGGUGAUUGCAGAAUGGAAGAAUGUGAAUGAGGAGUCACAAGAGAAGAAACUUGUUCUGUCGGAACGAGUACUUGAAAUCUUCAAAGGAAUUUCUGAUGAAGAGUGUUUGAUUCUGGGAAUGGACCCAAAAUUUGCACGUCCUGAUUGGAUGAUUCUGACAGUGUAUCCAGUGCCACCAUUGGCUGUGAGACCAGCUGUUGUCAUGUUCGGUUCGGCAAGGAAUCAGGAUGAUUUAACUCACAAGUUGGCCGACAUAGUGAAGGCCAACAACCAGCUUCGGCGGAAUGAACAGAACGGAGCUGCAGCUCACAUCAUAGCUGAAGACACAAAGAUGUUGCAGUACCACUGUGCCACACUGGUAGACAACGAGCUGCCUGGUUUGCCAAGGGCAGUACAAAAGUCAGGCCGUCCCCUGAAGUCAGUAAAACAAAGACUGAAGGGAAAGGAAGGACGAGUUCGAGGAAACUUGAUGGGAAAGCGUGUGGACUUCUCUGCACGUACUGUCAUCACACCAGAUCCAAAUCUAAGAGUUGACCAAGUUGGUGUUCCCAGAACCAUUGCACAGAACCUUACAUUUCCAGAACUUGUCACACCAUUCAACAUUGACAGAAUGCAGGAGCUGGUACGUCGUGGAGCCAACCAGUAUCCUGGAGCCAAGUACAUCAUUCGAGACAAUGGAGAGAGGAUUGAUCUCCGGUUUCAUCCCAAGUCAUCAGACCUGCAUCUCCAAGUUGGCUACAAGGUAGAGAGACACAUGCAAGAUGACGACGUGGUCAUCUUCAACCGACAGCCCACUCUCCACAAGAUGAGUAUGAUGUGUCACAGAGUUAAGGUCUUGCCAUGGUCAACCUUCCGUCUCAAUCUCAGUGUAACCACUCCCUACAAUGCUGAUUUUGAUGGUGAUGAGAUGAACCUUCACUUGGCGCAGUCACUGGAAACCCGGGCUGAGAUUCAUAACCUGGCUGCUGUCCCUCGUAUGAUCAUCACCCCCCAGGCCAACAGGCCUGUUAUGGGUAUUGUGCAGGACACACUGUGUGCUGUCAGGAAGAUGACCAAGAGAGAUGUCUUUUUAGACAGAGGUGAUGUGAUGAAGCUGUUGAUGUUCAUGCCCACGUGGGAUGGCAGACUGCCGAUUCCAGCCAUCCUCAAACCCAAGCCAUUAUGGACGGGGAAGCAGAUCUUCUCCAUCGUCAUCCCUGGUCGAGUGAAUGUGACGAGGACUCACAGCACACAUCCAGAUGAUGAAGACAAAGGACCAUACAAGUGGAUAUCUCCUGGAGACACCAAGGUCUUGAUAGAAGACGGUGAACUUAUCUGUGGAAUCUUGUGUAAGAAGACUCUUGGCGCCACCUCUGGAGCUCUCCUGCAUAUUGUAUUCAUGGAACUGGGCUAUGACACAGCAGGAAGACUGUAUGGUAACAUUCAGACGUGUGUGAACAACUGGCUGCUGAUCGAGGGUCACAGCAUUGGUAUUGGAGACACCAUUGCUGAUCCAGAGACAUACAUAGAAAUUCAGGAGACCAUCCGAAAAGCCAAGACAGAGGUGAUAGAGGUCAUUGAAAAAGCCCACAACGAUGAGUUGAAGCCAUCACCUGGUAACACACUCAGGCAGACAUUCGAGAAUCAGGUCAACAGAAUCCUGAACGAUGCUCGUGACAAGACUGGAAGUAAAGCUCAGAAGUCUCUGUCCGAGUACAACAACUUCAAGGCUAUGGUGGUGGCUGGAUCCAAAGGAUCAAAAAUCAAUAUCUCUCAGGUUAUUGCCUGUGUGGGACAGCAGAACGUUGAGGGUAAACGUAUUCCGUUCGGUUUCAAACAUCGGACACUGCCUCACUUCAUCAAGGAUGAUUACGGCCCAGAGUCUCGAGGUUUUGUUGAGAACUCCUAUCUUGCCGGUUUGACUCCUUCAGAGUUUUUCUUCCACGCCAUGGGUGGAAGAGAGGGUCUCAUUGAUACAGCUGUGAAAACUGCAGAAACUGGUUACAUCCAGCGUCGGUUGAUCAAGGCUAUGGAGAGUGUAAUGGUCAAGUAUGAUGGCACAAUCCGUAACCAGGUAGAACAGCUGGUCCAGUUGAGAUACGGUGAGGAUGGUCUGGAUGCCACACAUGUCGAGUUCCAGAGUAUGCCUUCUCUCAAGCCAUCAAACAGAGCCUUCGAGAAGAAGUUCAAGUUUGAACCAACAAAUGAAAGGGAUUUGAGAAGAUGUUUGUCAGAGGAGGUGAUCAAAGAUGUGAUUGGUGACCCAGCUGUCAUUUCUGAGCUGGAACGGGAAUUUGAGCAAUUGAAAGAAGACAGAAACGCCCUCAGACAGAUUUUCCCAACUGGGGAUGGAAAGAUUGUUUUGCCAUGCAAUCUGAUGAGAAUGAUCACAAAUGCUCAGAAAAUCUUCCGGAUCAACACAAGAAAACCAGCAGAUCUACACCCAAUCAAAGUUGUGGAAGGUGUGCGAGAACUGUGCCGUAGACUGAUCGUGGUGGCUGGAGAGGACAGACUCAGUAUCCAGGCUAAUGCCAAUGCCACCAUUCUCAUGAAGAUUUUAGUGAGAGCCACACUUUGCGCAAAACGUGUCGAACGGUUCAGACUGUCUGCAGAAGCAUUUGAAUGGAUCAUCGGUGAAAUUGAGACAAAAUUCUUACAAGCUCAGGCCCAUGCAGGUGAGAUGGUGGGAGCCCUGGCUGCCCAGUCUCUUGGAGAACCUGCCACACAGAUGACACUGAACACUUUCCAUUAUGCUGGUGUGUCUGCCAAGAACGUAACCCUGGGUGUACCUCGUCUGAAGGAAAUCAUCAACAUCUCCAAGAAGCCAAAGACACCCUCCCUGACUGUGUACCUUUUGGACCAGGCAGCAAGGGAUGCAGAGAAGGCCAAGGAUGUACUGUGUCGACUCGAGCACACCACGUUGAGGAAGGUGACGGCAAACACAGCCAUCUACUACGACCCUGACCCCAUGAACACUGUGAUUGUGGAGGACCAGGAAUGGGUCAGUGUGUAUUAUGAGAUGCCUGACUUCGACGCGUCCAGAAUCUCAGCCUGGCUGCUCCGCAUCGAGUUGGACAGGAAACGUAUGACAGACAAGAAACUCACCAUGGAACAGAUCUCGGAGAAAAUCACCGCAGGUUUUGGAGAUGAUCUCAACUGCAUCUUCAAUGAUGACAAUGCAGAAAAACUUGUUCUGAGAAUCCGAAUCAUGAACUCUGAUGAAAGCAAAAAUGAGGAAGAGGAAAUCGCAGACAAGAUGGAGGAUGAUGUGUUCCUCCGAUGUAUUGAAGCCAACCUCUUGUCUGACAUGACACUCCAGGGCAUUGAAGCUAUUGCCAAGGUGUACAUGCAUUUGCCAACCACUGAUGACAAGAAGCGAAUCUUCAUCACGGAUGAAGGAGAAUACAAGGCUGCUGCUGAGUGGAUUCUGGAGACGGAUGGUACUGCCCUGAUGAAGGUGUUGAGUGAACGAGACAUUGACCCCAUCAGGACAUACACUAAUGACAUAGUGGAGGUGUUUGCUACCUUGGGAAUUGAGGCUGUGCGUAAAGCCAUUGAGAAAGAGAUGAACCAUGUUAUCUCUUUUGAUGGUUCCUAUGUCAACUACCGUCACUUGGCACUUCUGUGUGACGUGAUGACAGCCAAGGGUCACUUGAUGGCCAUCACACGUCACGGUAUUAACAGACAGGAGACAGGUGCUCUGGCCAGAUGCUCCUUCGAGGAAACGGUGGACAUUUUGAUGGAGGCAGCAGCCCACGGCGAGCAUGACCCGAUGAAAGGUGUGUCUGAAAACAUUAUGCUGGGACAGCUGGCCAAGAUUGGCACAGGCUGUUUCGACUUGCUCCUGGAUGCAGAGAAAUGUAAAUACGGCAUGGAAAUCCCUACAGCUGGUGGAUCAGGAAUGAUGUCAGGUGCAGGAACUGGUAUGUUCUUCGGCAGUGUUGGCAGCCCUGUGAGCGGCAUGUCUCCACAAAUGACACCCUGGAACCAGGGAGCCACACCCGCCUACGCCAGUGCCUGGUCCCCUGGUAUUGGCAGCGGCAUGACACCUGGACAGGCGGGCUUCUCUCCGUCAGCUGCUAGUGAGAGUGGCUUCAGCCCCGGCUACAGCCCUGCCUGGUCACCUCAGCCAGGUUCACCGGGCUCGCCAGCCAGUCCCUACAUUCCCAGUCCUCGUGGCGCCAUGUCACCAAGCUACUCGCCAGCAUCUCCAUCCUACAUGCCAAGCUCGCCAGCCAUGACUCCUCAGAGUCCUGGCUACUCGCCAACAAGUCCAUCAUACUCGCCAUCUAGUCCUGGAUAUUCACCAACCUCGCCUAAAUACAGUCCAACUUCUCCGUCAUAUUCUCCAACAAGUCCAAGUUACAGUCCGACAUCGCCGUCCUACUCUCCAACCAGCCCAUCCUAUUCUCCAACAAGCCCCAGCUACAGUCCAACAUCACCAUCCUACUCUCCUACAAGUCCAUCCUACAGUCCUACCAGCCCAUCUUACAGCCCGACCUCUCCUUCCUACAGUCCCACAUCACCCUCCUAUAGUCCUACAAGCCCGUCCUAUUCCCCCACCAGCCCCUCCUACUCUCCCACAAGCCCCUCGUACUCUCCAACCAGCCCAAGCUACAGUCCAACUAGCCCCUCGUAUUCUCCAAGCUCUCCUAACUUCAGCCCUCAGUCACCUUCCUACUCUCCAACCAGCCCAUCCUAUAGCCCAACAAGCCCCUCGUACUCGCCCACAAGUCCGAGCUACAGCCCAACCUCCCCAAGCUACUCUCCGACCAGUCCUUCUUACAGCCCCAGCAGUCCAAGCUAUUCCCCAAGCUCACCCAAAUACACUCCAACCAGUCCAUCCUAUUCCCCCAGCAGCCCAUCUUACUCCCCCAGCUCUCCACAGUACUCUCCAACAUCCCCAAAAUACAGCCCAACCAGCCCCUCCUACUCCCCAAGCAGCCCCAAGUACUCCCCCUCGUCCCCCAACUAUACCCCAACCUCCCCACAGUACAGCCCCCAGUCCCCCGAGUACAGCCCCUCCUCCCCACAAUACAGUCCCAGCUCACCUCAGUACUCACCCUCCUCUCCCACCUACUCCCCAACUAGUCCCAAAUAUACCCCAACCUCCCCAACAUACUCUCUUACCAGCCCUCGGUACUCCCCAACAUCACCCACAUACACCCCAACAAGCCCCAAGUACUCCCCAACCUCCCCCACAUACACCCCAACCACACCCAAGUACUCCCCAACCAGCCCGCGUUAUUCAGGUCAAGGUGAUGAGGACAGUGAUGAAGACUAGAUCUCUGAACGGGAUAAACCAGAUGGAGAUCACAGUGCAACAUGCAGCGGCCUGGAUAAAGACAGUUAAAACUACACUGCAAGAUUCAGAGACUUGCUGCUAUACAAAAUGUGUUGUAGGUAUAUUUGUGGCACCUACACAGCUAGUGCUGGGAGUGAAAGACAGUUGUGGAGAUGUAUUAUCAGACAUUCUUGAUGCUUGAAGCAGAUACUAAUCAAGUUGUAUAUAAUGUACAAACAUUGUUGAAAUUCCUGUUUCUUGAAUACAAGAAACCUGUACAAGAUGUGGAUCCAGGUUGUAUAUCAUGUACAAACUGGCAUCUUUGGUGAAAUUCCUGUUUCUUGAAUACAAGAUUCUUGUACAAGAUGUGGAUCUAAUUGUAUAUUAUGAACCCUCACCUUUAUUUUGAGUAUUUUUUUGGUGUUUCUAUGGAAAUGGGAGAACAAUUGAAAGAACUAUGGAGCAACCAUUAGAGAAAAAAAAUGUUGAAAGUCUUAAUUGGAAAUGUGUAUGUUGUACAGACUGUAAAUCUACAAGAUGUGUUCAGGUUGAUGCAGGAACUACUGGAACUUGGAAUAGCAAAUAAGCUAUUGCUGCCAGAUUACUUUCCUUUUCGACCUUUCAAUAAAGUGAACUAAGUAUUUUUGUAUUGACCUGAAUGCUAUAUCCAUAUAUCGUGUUUCAGUUCUUUGACAUUUUUCAUAUUCAGCAUCUUAUAUUUGCAGUUUUGUUUUGUCAUCCUGAACUGAUGUUCAAGUGUAAUACAUUUUUCAUGGAAUUCUUAAAAUGAGAGGUAUUUAUGUGUAAAUAAUUGUUCAUAGCAUGAAUUUUCUUCAUUUUAUAUUUAAAAUUCCAAAAUUAGGACCAUCAGUCCUGAUAUAUAAUGGAUUGCUGUGUCUUGCGAUAACUUUUCUGUUUGAGGACAAACAUUGUCAGCGAAAAGAGCCUUAAUCAUUUUUUUCUGAUAAUUUCUCAAACCAAAAAGAUCGUGUUGGCAAUCUCUGUUACAGAAUAUUCAUGUAAGAUGACUACAGUGAUGAUGCCCCUAACUUAUUGUAAAUAUUGUAUAUAUACAUUAACUGUAAAUAUGUCACUUCAGAAUCAUGCAAAAACAUCUUGAUGACAUUUUUCAAUAAACAUGGCUGAAUUUUCAAUCAGGUUGACUUGCCAGUUGUCGCUUGAUAUGAUUUUUUGUUUGAAUGUUUUUCAUGAUUUGAGACAAAAACAAUGCUUAUUUAUUGACUUGGUUGAAAAAUAUCCUAGGGCAAUGAUAUAGAACUAUGUUUGAGGUUGCCUUUGACUGACAUCAGCUUUUGUGGAUGUUUUUCUUAUUAUGAUUUGAGACAUCUUAUUAAGAGUUGAAGUUUUGCAUGACUUGUUUACAGUUUUGAUCACAAGUUAAAAAAAUGUUAACGUUAUUUUCUUUGGUUGGAGCAUAAAUCUUGGUAUGGUUCUUUAUCUCUAUAUUUCUACCCAAGAAUGGUAAUUUAGAAUGUACCUUUUGUGAUGGAAUUCCAGAUACUGUUUGAUCGAAUAAAGUCAUCAUGAAAAUA
Molecule: messenger RNA, 7620 nt
Organism: Haliotis rubra (blacklip abalone)
Lineage: Eukaryota; Metazoa; Mollusca; Gastropoda; Lepetellida; Haliotidae
Product: DNA-directed RNA polymerase II subunit RPB1-like
Biological process (GO): transcription by RNA polymerase II
Cellular component (GO): RNA polymerase II, core complex
Molecular function (GO): DNA binding
Source: RefSeq, a predicted model, not a curated record